This is a messenger RNA of Aspergillus lentulus, 1068 nucleotides long. Its product is annotated as UPF0613 protein PB24D3.06c. NCBI's taxonomy places the organism in Eukaryota, Fungi, Ascomycota, Eurotiomycetes, Eurotiales, Aspergillaceae. The record is from RefSeq and is a predicted model, not a curated record.
AUGCAGCUUCCCUUGCGGCAACCGCGAACCAAGGGCCAUGCUGGUAUUCUACAUCCCUAUUGUGAAGGAUUGGUCGCUUUCGAGUAUACCAACGGCAUCAUUAGGAAACCGAACACCCUCGUGUUCAUCGGCGGCUUGGGAGACGGACUCGGCACUGUCGAAUACCUGACCGACCUUAUUACGGCACUGGAAUAUACAUCCUGGUCCAUAUUCUCGCCCAUUCUCUCUUCUUCCUAUAGCGGAUGGGGAGUGGGCCAUUUGGGCAAAGAUAUCGAUGAGAUUGCGCGCUGCGUGCAGUAUGUUCGGGAUUACAAGCAGGGGCUAUUCGGCGCAGGGAAGAUUGUGAUCAUGGGUCAUUCGACGGGCAGUCAGGACGUUAUGCAUUACUUGAGUUGUGCGAAUCCGCGACCGCGACAUCCUGUUCUGGACAAGGAUGCGGCAGUAGAACCUCUCAAGCGGCCUCCGGUGGACGGAGCCAUCAUGCAAGCGCCUGUCUCCGACCGAGAAGCCAUUAAUUGGGUCAUCCGAGACGGAACGGACAGGGACGGCCCGGAAAGAAUGCGCGAGAUAUACCAGAAAACUAUUGCGCGUGCCAGAUCUACCCCGUAUGAAGAUGACAACACCCUCGACACCAUCCUCCCUCUGUCGGUAACAACUCGCAUCGGGUAUCCGAGCUCAACGCCGGUGAGCAGUCGACGGUUCCUGAGUCUGGCUAGUCCAGACAGUCCAGAAAAACCAGAAGAGGACGAUAUGUUCAGCUCCGACCUCAGCGAUGACAAGAUGCACAAGACCUUUGGCCAGCUGCGGUCGCGGGGUCUGCUGGGUUCAAAACUGUUGAUCUUGUACUCCGGAAGAGAUCAGUCAGUGCCGCCCUGGGUUGACAAGGAGCUUUUAUUGAAGCGAUGGUCCAUGGCAGCCGGCGACUGCUGGGACAGCAACAGUAUGAUUAUCCCGAACGCCUCGCAUGCGCUGAGCGAUGAGGACCAGGCCGAGCCGAGGAGGAUACUGGUGGAGCGCGUCAUGUCUUACUUGGAAGAUGUAGCGAAAUACCCGACAAUUACGAGAUGA